AACCGUAACACUAGUUUCAGGGUCAUCCAACUUUCUCAAUUCGCAGCACCUUCUUCCUCGUUUCUAUCCGCCAACUCUUUCCUUGAAUUUCCGCGUCCUACAUCAGAAAACCUCGGGAAAUUAUCUAUUUAUAUAUUUUAAAAGUAUACGCGGAUUUCAUAGCCAUAUACGCAGGCAGUUAGUUGAAUGGGUCGAGUUCAAUUGUCUCCUUGAUGCUUACCAUUUAAGAAGGAUCAACAGCCGUAGUGGAGUUGUUCAAAGCUUCUUGUGCACACAAAGUGCUUGUUGUAAUGCCUCCAAAAAUCUUAGCCCUUGUGACUUCUUGAUUUCGGUACACAAAUUCUCGCUUCUCGUCAUUCUGCUUAAACUGCUACUCAACUUCUAAAAAUCUGUUAACUUCUUGAUUUUAUGCCAAAAUUUCGCCUGAUGUUAUUCUGCUUAAACAGCUUGUCAGCUUCUAAAAAAGUCGGUAUGUUGAACCUUGGAAGGCACUUCGCACACGUGCUUGUUUUGUAAUGGCCCUAGAACUUGGGCAGUACCCCAAUUUCCUCAUUCUUUAGCUUUCCUUCUGGUAGCGUUUUUGUUUCCCAUUGUACCACUAAUUGCGUGAUGUAAAGCUGUUUAAAUUGCUUCUCAAGAUCAUCAACUAAGAUAUAUAGUACUUGUAAGGGAUUAAGAAUCAAGUAUGGCUGUAAUUUACGACAACUGGGAAAGGCUGGUAAGAGCCACGCUCCGCAGAGAGGAUCUCCGACUUAGUGGCCAAAGGACCCCCAGCAGUGUUUCUUCAGUAUCAGGAUCGUCGUCUUUCAAUUUUGGUUUUUCCUCCAGCCCAGUUUCAUCUUUUAAUAUCCUGAGUUUAUUAGUUGGGGACUCAUUUUCGUAUGAUCAAAUUCUCCAAGCAACAAAUAGGUUGGAUGACUCCAAUCUUAUCAAGCUUGGCAGCCAUGGGAAAUUCAUAUAUGGUGUCCUAGAAGAUGGGACGCAAAUUCUUGUUGAGAAAAUUGAUCUGUCUGAUAAGACAGAAUCAUGUUUCAUGUCAGAAUUGGAAAAUUUUGGCAAGGUUUGUCAUUCUUCAUUUACCCUUUUGGGGCAUUGCUUGGAGAAUGGGAAAGACAAGUUUCUUGUGUACAAAUAUCUACCUCAUCGAGGCCUGUCAAGAUCUUUGUAUAGGAAAAUUGAUCUGAAUGACAGAAUCCAUCUGCCACCGCUAGACUGGAAAAGAAGGUUGAUGGUUGCAGUGAAUACUUUGCAAAAGAAAAUUGUAUCAAAUACUGAUAAGCAUUCACCAAUGUUAGAUAGUAAAGUUAAAUGGAAGAUUGUGGUGAAAAUAUCAAGUGGAGCUGCUGAGGGUCUAUAUAAUGCACAUCAUGAAUUUGUUCCACAUUUUUUUGAUGGCUCAGUUUUGGAUAGUAACUACGAGGUGCAGUUGGGAAGGCAUAGUGACAUCCAUGCUGAAGUAAAUGACAGUUGGAAUCGGAUUGCCAUGUUGCAGCAAUUGCCUAAGUAUCAAAUCAUCAGAUUACAUGAAAGAAAUUUUGGAGACAAUUCCAAGUGGUUGGAGAUUGUUGAAGAGGUCGAUCUUGUCUUAUUUUCUGUUUCUUUGACGGAUUAUGAUGAGUUCUAUGUUGACAGCGAGGGAUGUCGCAUAAACAAGAUGUUGGCUAGCAGGAAGCUAAUGGAGAAUGUAGUUACUCAUGCAACCUUUGCAAAUAAAAACUUCCUUUUAGUACUUGACAAGUUUGACUUGUUUGAGAAAAAAGUUGGACAGGCUCCUCUGACACGAUGUGACUGGUUUCAAGAUUUUAAUAUAGAGGUUCUUCCAUGUAGUUCCGCGUCUGUGGGUCAAUAUGCUUUUCACUACAUUGCAGUAAAAUUUAAAAGGUUGUUCGAUUCCAUCACCACUGGGAAGCUGUAUGUUUCACCAGUUACUGUACUAGGGGCUGAUAGUGUGGAAGAAGCUCUCAAAUAUGGUAGGGAAAUCAUUAAGUGGGAAGAAGAGAAAUUUACCGUCCACUAUAGUGAUGAUGAAUGGUCUUCUUCAAGCUUUUAGUCUAGCACAGCUCCAUAAAUUAUGUGUGGCACAUCCCUGUAAUAGGAGGUCUCUCUGCUUUGCCAAUGUUGAUGGUCAUCUUCCUUAA
Molecule: messenger RNA, 2138 nt
Organism: Coffea eugenioides
Lineage: Eukaryota; Viridiplantae; Streptophyta; Magnoliopsida; Gentianales; Rubiaceae
Exons: 3
Coding region: 686-2050 (454 amino acids)
Biological process (GO): adenylate cyclase-modulating G protein-coupled receptor signaling pathway
Cellular component (GO): heterotrimeric G-protein complex
Molecular function (GO): GTPase activity; G protein-coupled receptor binding; guanyl nucleotide binding
Source: RefSeq, a predicted model, not a curated record